AUGCUCGCUGGACUCAACUGCACUACGGGGUGUCUCGAUGAUGUUCUGGUCGGCGGAGUCGACGAAGCAGACCAUUGGCGCAACCUUCAAGCCGUCCUUCGUCGAAUUCAGGAGUUCACCAUCAAUGCGGAAAAGUGCUCGUUUGGCCAGCGUCAAAUCAAGUAUCUGGGACACCUCAUCGACGGGCAAGGUUUGCAUCCGGAUCCAGCGAAAGUUGAAUCUAUCUCCAACAUGUCAGCGCCGACAGACGUUUCUGGAGUUCGAUCGUUUCUGGGAGCGAUCAAUUACUACGGGAAAAUCGUCCCGAGUAUGCGUACGUUACGAUAUCCGCUGGAUGAGCUUCUCAAAACCGACAAGAAGUUCGUCUGGUCAGUGGAAUGCGACAAGGCCUUCUCCACCUUCAAGCAGAUUCUCACCUCAGAUUUGCUUCUGACGCACUACAACCCGCAACGCGAGAUAGUGGUAGCAGCGGAUGCGUCAUCGGUUGGAGUUGGUGCGACCAUUAGCCACAAGUUUCCAGACGGGUCGAUUGAGGUCGUGACCAAGUUCCACAAGAUGCUGUUUGGUCGGAGCUUCACACUACAAACUGAUCACGCUCCACUUCUUCGGAUCUUCGGGUCGAAAAAUGGCAUCCCAGUCUACACGGCGAACCGGCUACAACGUUGGGCUUUACAGUUGGUGCUCUACGACUUCAACAUUGUUUACGUAAACACGACGAAAUUCGGAAACGCCGAUAUCCUGUCCCGGUUGAUCGAUCAACACGUCAAGCCAGAGGAAGACUUCGUCGUAGCCAGCAUCAUCACGGAGAACGAUGUAAGAUCCAUUGCAUUAGAUGCAGUUAACGCACUUCCUCUCAGUUUCAGGGCAAUACAGCACGCCACCCGUUCCGACCCUGUACUUAGCAAGGUUUACCGCUUCGUUCAGCAAGGUUGGCCACAGUUAAAAACGGCCAUUUCGGACCAUGAGAUCCAGCUAUUCUUCAACCGAAGUGAUUCACUAUCUACGGUUCAAGGGUGCGUGAUGUUUGCCGAACGUUUAGUGAUUCCGACCGAUUCCCGGAUACGUUGCCUCCAUAGUGGUCAUCCGGGCAUCCAGCGCAUGAAAGCGAUUGCGCGCAGCUUCGUUUACUGGCCGUCUAUCGACUCGGAUAUCGCUGCGCAUGUCAAAGCGUGCCAUCACUGCGCAGUUGCAGCCAAGAGUCCGCCCAAAGCACCGCCGCUGUCGUGGCCCAAGUCAACGUAUCCAUGGCAGCGCGUCCACAUCGACUACGCUGGGCCUAUCGAGGGAGAGUAUUUCCUGCUUAGCGUCGAUUCGUACUCGAAAUGGGUGGAAAUCGUCAGAACCAAGUCGAUAACAGCCACUGCAACCAUCGGAAUCCUACGAAGUCUCUUCGUUCGCCUUAGUAUGCCAGAAACGCUAGUCAGCGACAACGGUACGCAGUUCACCAGUGCCGAGUUCGCACAAUUCUGCCUCGAGAACGGUAUCGAACCACACCAAACCUGUCAGCACCUGUCGGAAUGCUCCGAUGAAUCCAUUUUGGUAGGUUGGGAGUGUCACAGCAACAGUAAGGUGAUUAGAAUUCUAGAUCACUACCGGGUUCAGUUCACCACGCCUCUGUGGUCGUGCUUCUUUUAG
Ochlerotatus camptorhynchus is the source of this 1635-nucleotide messenger RNA. RefSeq lists its product as uncharacterized. Gene Ontology annotation, molecular function: nucleic acid binding. Bases 1 to 1635 code for a protein of 544 amino acids. The transcript has a single exon. Gene Ontology annotation, biological process: DNA integration. Lineage: Eukaryota; Metazoa; Arthropoda; Insecta; Diptera; Culicidae. The record is from RefSeq and is a predicted model, not a curated record.